Messenger RNA from Nomia melanderi (Alkali bee), 1686 nucleotides. RefSeq lists its product as uncharacterized. Gene Ontology annotation, biological process: positive regulation of activated T cell proliferation; positive regulation of insulin receptor signaling pathway; regulation of muscle cell differentiation. Gene Ontology annotation, molecular function: insulin-like growth factor receptor binding; protein serine/threonine kinase activator activity; hormone activity. The record is from RefSeq and is a predicted model, not a curated record. Lineage: Eukaryota; Metazoa; Arthropoda; Insecta; Hymenoptera; Halictidae. Gene Ontology annotation, cellular component: extracellular region.
UUGCCUCUCCUCUUAAUCCGUGAAAUCUGGAACAAGAACCGCGUGGCGAAGCAAGCCGGUACCAGUGGCACCGAGGAACUCGGUACCAGCGGAGGUCUCUUCGAGGAACAAAAUUCGCUCUUACCGGCGUGCCAGAUCGUUCCGUCGAUUCUUCCCUGCCGCGACAACCACCUGUCGACCGAGUUUUCAACGCUGCUGAGUCGGGAUCAACCGCGCGAGAACACGGGAACCUCAAGUGACUCUACAGCUUUAGAGGAUCAUCCGAGAGACACCAGGAUUCUCGAAGUAAUCUGAACCGAGGAGAGACAACAACGAAAAGACUGUUUCCGAGGGAACCCGAAGGGACUCCCUAGACUGCUGAGACGUCAGAAGCACCGUGGACCUGUCUACAGUGAAAACACGGGCAACAAGAGGCGGUCAGCCAGAGAAUGCUACAAGACUGACCGCGAACGGUUCAAGGAGGCAAAGAGACACAGGCCUGAUCGCAGUGUGCAGAAUUGAACGGACAGUAGCCGGACCAAGGCGGAAGGUAUCGAAGUGUCUGUUGUGCCGGUUAGAGAUAGCCAGUUGAACAUGUCGAGAAGUUGCGCGAGCGCGUCCUCCGGGCGAGGCGGCGCGAAGAGGAUGGUCAUGCUGGGCCUGGUGCUGCUCAUACUUUUGGACAGCGUGACCGCCAUCCCCUACAAGCGGUCGUUGCUCAGGCUGUGCUCGAGGAGUCUGAGCGACGCGCUUUAUCUGGCGUGCAAGGGCCGCGGAUACAACGAGCCGUUCUCGUACAGCAGCGAGGACGACCCGCAGGAGUCAGUCGGGCCGGGCUUAGCGGAGGAGUGCUGCUAUCGACAGUGUACCCUCGCGCAGCUGGAACAGUACUGCAAGCCGAAGAACAACAGUACCACGGACGCCGUAAAGAAGUCGGGCUGGAUAGUGAAUUCAGUGUAUCCCUCCGUGAGGCCGGGAACAUCGUCGGAGGAGAGAUCGAGGUCCGAUAUCGACUACGUCGCCGGCCCGAUUAAAUGUAAGAUCCACGGGCUGAAGGGGGCACGGAAAAAGGGAACUAACCCGGACCGCGACGAUGUCGUCGGCUGCGAUGGGAAGAGCUCCGUGAAGAGGCAUCGCGGCGGCCAUUGCGGCGGGUGCCGGCAUCGACGACAGAGGCGUCGUCGUCUUGGCAAGAUAUCAGAAACAACGUUGCCCGAUAAAUCUUCGAGGAGCUACGCGUUGAGCGGUGGAGCGUCGGCGAGCAAGGGUUCGCCUUACCCUUAAGGUUCCCGUGUCGUCACGGAGUCAUCAUCACUUUCGAUCGUUCCGUCGCCUUUCUUCUUCGCUCUUCUGCGUCACGGAAACGGGGAACAGAGGAGAAGGCUCGGGUUGACGGGAGGAAGAGGGAAACGUCGGAGGAACGACGGUCAAGACCGAACGGAGUCGGAAGUGGACGCGAGCGAUCAAUCAAUCAAUCAGCCGAUCAAUCAAUCAAUCAAGAAGACGUCUAGUCCCAUGAAACAGUGAUAAUUGGUCAUCGUAUUAACGGUUAGACGAGGCAGCUUCGAGCUGCAGUCGUCCCCUCGUCGAGUCCACGGGACACGAGACUCGGGAUCGAAGAAGUAGAAGAAGAAGAAGAAGAAGAAGAAGAAGUAGUAGUAGUAGUAGUAGUAGUAGUAAAAGGAGAAGAAGAAGAAGAAAAAAGAA